AGCAUCUUCUUCUUCUUCUUCUACCAAAACCAAUGAAAACCAUCCAUCAAUGACAGCCUGUUAUUUGCAUCGCAGGACUCUGAAAUGAGGAGGAUUUUUGGUACUCAGGUUAUAAAACCGCCCAGCUGACUGUCUGCAAUAGGACCUUUGGAGCAUCACACUUUGUGGAGACAAAAUGAGACCUCUGAUUGGCCUUUUCCUCAUCGCCGUCUCCAUGGCAUUGGCUGGGAGUGUUCCCAUUAGGACCCUGGUAUUCUCCACUGCAACGAGCACCAGUUAUGUUGAGAUGAUCCCUCAGAAGCCGAUGAACCUGACUGCGUUCACUCUGUGCAUGCGAGUGGCCACGGAGCUCAGCGGCCAGCGAGAGAUCAUCCUCUUUGCAUACCGGACAGGAAGCUACGAUGAGCUGAAUGUGUGGCGUGAACUGGAUGGAAGACUGUCCUUUUACCUGGCUGGAGGUGGUGUUUUAUUUAAAGUCCCUGAGCUCAGAGCCCUGAUUACCCACCUGUGUGUCACCUGGGAUUCCACUUCAGGUUUAGCUGCCCUCUUCCUGGAUGGAAAGAGGAGCUUAUCCAAAAUCUACAAGAAGGAUCACACUGUCAGCCCAGGAGGCAGGGUUAUCCUGGGACAAGAUCCAGAUUCUUUCCUAGGUUCUUUUGAUGAGCAGCAGAGUUUUGUUGGUGAGAUCUCUGAUGUGAACAUGUGGGAUGUUGUUCUGCCAGAUAGCGUGAUACAAGACAUGUUUGCAGGGCAGAGAGAACCAAGAGGAAAUGUUUUUGACUGGGACAGCACAGAGCUGAGAACUAACGGGGACGUAGAGCUCGCCAUUCGUGAGCUGUAGUUAUAAUGCUCUGAAAUAAUGGUUAUUAAUCAAACUGUGUAUCAAUAUCACUAAUGUUACUUUAAGUUUUUAAAACAUAUGUGCUGACAUCACCUGUUUUUAAUUAUAUAUUAAAUACUCAACACAGAUGCAUAUUGUUCUAGGUUAUUCUUAUCACUUACUUGUACUUACUUUUAAUCACACUGUCAUAGUCCCAUUGUUAUAUUAUCAGAGUUUUUACAGCUUUUCUGUCAGUUAUUUCCAUGCAGUGAGUUUUAUGAGUUUCCUUCCCCAGUCUCAGUCUAACGUUGCUGCAUGUAGGUACGUGUCUAACCGCUGCAUUUGUUAUUUGUCUUCAUUUUUACUACCCCUCCUGUCGCCUGUGUCUAGUUACCCUAAUGACCCUUGUAUGUAUAAAUUUGUGCCAUCUUCCCCUCACACUUUCUGUUUUAACGUCUGUGAUGAUAUCUUGUAUGUUUUCUCUCCAUGUACUUGUGGAUUUGGUUUCAUAAAACCUUUUACGUUUUCCUUUGUAGACUUGUGCCAUCAGCUUAUUAAAGAUUGUCUU
Oreochromis aureus is the source of this 1388-nucleotide messenger RNA. RefSeq names its product pentraxin fusion protein-like. The transcript is spliced from 4 exons. Lineage: Eukaryota; Metazoa; Chordata; Actinopteri; Cichliformes; Cichlidae. The record is from RefSeq and is a predicted model, not a curated record. The coding region runs from base 176 to 841 and encodes 221 amino acids.